Molecule: messenger RNA, 1653 nt
Organism: Coniosporium apollinis CBS 100218
Lineage: Eukaryota; Fungi; Ascomycota; Dothideomycetes
Exons: 3
Coding region: 1-1653 (550 amino acids)
Cellular component (GO): cytoplasm
Molecular function (GO): phosphoprotein phosphatase activity
Source: RefSeq, a predicted model, not a curated record
AUGACACGCCGCAUAGUCCGCACCGCAAUCCAACUCGCCCUCUUAACCACCAUAAUCCUCUUCAGCGUCCUCUUCCUCGACACCCGCUACCGCGUGCUCCCCCAAUCCCUCCACAACCAUCUCCCACUCCACACCCCCGGCCUCGUGAUCACAGACAUAACGCUCAAAACCUGCAACACCCUGAACCCCUUUUCCACCUGCCGCCUCGAUCCCGACAAAUGGCACCGCAUCGAGAAAGACCUCUAUCUCUCGACCGGAUGGACCAGCUCCGCCUGGCUGCACAUCAAGCGCAAGCGCGAAGAGGAGCUCACAGGGACCGACAAAGUAGUCCUCGACGUGCGGAUCGGACGGCUCGACCCCGCGGUCGGCGAGAGCGGACAGGCGGCCGAGAAGUGGGAGGCGCGGCCGGGCGGGCUGUGGCUGAAGCGCAGCGGGAAGAAGAAGGACAGCGACAGCAAGGCGGUGAUCACGGCUGUCGAUGUGCUGUUUGGCGCGGACGCGGUGGAGCCCCGCCCGGGGUGGGAGAUUAGAGAUACGCCGCUGCUGUUGGAUAGUGCAGGGGAGGGGCAGGAGGCGCGGUUGUCGGUUAGGAGGGGGCCGCCGCAAAAGGUCGAGAGGCCGACGCCGAGAGUGGGGAAGGAGGGCAGGUUCAAGAUUAUGCAGGUUGCGGAUUUGCAUCUUAGUACCGGGAUUGGGGUCUGUAGGGAUCCGGAACCGAAGGGUGCGAAUGGGGGGAAGUGUGACGCGGAUACUAGGACGCUGGAGUUUGUGGGGCGCUUGCUGGAUGAUGAACGCCCGGAUUUGGUGGUGCUGUCGGGGGAUCAGGUCAACGGGGAGACGGCACCUGAUGCGCAGAGCGCCAUCUUCAAGUUCGCCGAACUCUUCAUCAAGCGCUCCAUCCCCUACGCCACAAUCUUCGGCAACCACGACGACGAAGGCUCCCUCUCGCGCGCCGCCCAGAUGUCCCUAACCUCCUCUCUCCCCUUCUCCCUCUCCGAAGCCGGCCCCAACACCAUCGAAGGCGUCGGCAACUACUACGUUGAAGUCCUCGCGCCCGGAAACUCCCAGCACAGCGCCCUAACAAUAUAUCUCCUCGACACGCACGGUUACUCACCUGACGAAACGCGCUUCAAGGGCUACGACUGGCUCAAGCCGAAGCAGAUCGAUUGGUUUAAAAGUACGGCGGCGACGCUGAAGGAGAGCCACAAGCAUUAUACGCACAUCCAUCUUGAUAUGGCGUUUAUUCACAUUCCACUGCCGGAGUAUGCGGAUGGGAGUAAUCACCCAAUUAUAGGCCAGCAUCCAGAGGGCGUCACCGCGCCGGGCUUCAACACGCACUUCCGCGAUGUGCUUGUUGAUGCGGGCGUCCCUGUCGUCUCGUGCGGUCAUGAUCACGCGAAUGAUUACUGCGCGUUGAGCUCGAAGAAGAACUCUGAAAGUGGGAACGGGGACCUGUGGAUGUGCUAUGCGGGCGGAAGCGGGUUUGGGGGCUAUGGCGGCUAUGGAGGGUAUCACAGGCGGAUCAGGAUGUUUGAAGUCGACAUCAACGAGGCGAAGAUUAGGACGUGGAAGAGGUUGGAGUGGGGAGAGACGGAUAAGAGGCUUGAUGAGUUGGUGGUUGUGGAUGGCGGAAGGGUUGUUGCGCCCACAUGA